This is a messenger RNA of Nymphaea colorata (pocket water lily), 1234 nucleotides long. Its product is annotated as probable carboxylesterase 15. The record is from RefSeq and is a predicted model, not a curated record. Lineage: Eukaryota; Viridiplantae; Streptophyta; Magnoliopsida; Nymphaeales; Nymphaeaceae. Gene Ontology annotation, molecular function: hydrolase activity. The coding region runs from base 146 to 1126 and encodes 326 amino acids. The transcript has a single exon.
AGCUGCAUUCCGUCAACAAGCACCGGGUGGUGUGGGGUGAGUAUAUAUAUAUAUAUGGGUGCAAGGCAAACGUAUCAUAUAUCAGAACAACUUGUGGAUCUUCAGUUUCGUAGCUGCGAAUGCAUACCUAGAAGCCCAAGCAACGAUGGAGUCCACCCCCCGAAUCGAGCAGACCUCGACGACGAAGGCAAUGAUGUAUCCGGCGGUGGAGAUAGACGUGUGGUGCCUAAUCCAGGUCCAGCCGGACGGCACCGUAACACGAGUGGUGGACUUCGACCACCCACCGCUUUUUGUCCCGGCCUCUGCAUCCGACCCUGUCCCCUCCGUCGACGUGACCCUCGACCCAUCCACCGGAUUGUGGGCACGCAUCUACCACCCGCCGGUUUCUACCGACAAACAGCUCCCGCUCAUUGUCUACGUUCACGGAGGCGGCUUCUGCCUUUUCUCCCCUGGCGUCGACGACUUUCAUCGGCUCGCCACUCGCCUCGCCUCUGCGACGUCCUCCAUAGUCCUCUCGGUCGCUUACCGCCUUGCGCCAGAGCACCGCCUCCCGGCUGCCUACGACGACCUGCGAGCUGCUCUUCGUUGGCUUUCCAACCCUGAUGCUCGCCAACACCUCUUGGCCUCAGCUGACCUCUCUCGCCUCUUCAUCAUGGGGGACAGCGCCGGUGGAAACAUCAUUCACAAUGUCCUCGCCUCCAACGAGGGACCCAAGCUGCCUGGUCUCAAGGGCGUGGUGCUCUUACAACCCUUUUACAGCUCGGAGGAGCGAACAGAAUCAGAGAAAGCAUCGGACGAACAGGGGUUUCUCACCGUGAAGAUCGCAGAUGCGUGCUGGGUGCUGGCACGGCCAGAGAGCAACGAACCGAGGACCAGAGACCACCCGUUCUGUUGUCCGCCGGCAGAGGGGCUGCCGGACGUUGCGGUGAUGGUUGUGACGGGAGGUCGGGACGUGCUGAGUGACCGGAGCGUGCUGUUGACCGCAGAACUGAAGAAACUGGGAAGGGAAGCGGUGGAGUUGCACGUUUUUCCGGAGGAGGAGCACGCCUUUUACUUGCCCAGCCAAGAGAGAGAGGCGCUCACCGAGUUGAUGGGCUUGAUCUCUAAGUUCGUCUCUAGGUUUUGAUGUCCGUUAAGUUGACACUUUGUUCUUUGCAUGAUGUUGCGUUAAACAAUAGCUAGGAGAUGUAAUGUCACCCAUAAUAAAAUAAAAUGUUUUACUUGCCCUUACAAA